GCCAGCUUCAGUUAGUUGAUUCUGUUCCCUGUGCCUCUUUGAGACUCAUAUCAGCUGUGCCACUGGGAUCAUGAAGACCUGGGCAUUUCUCUUCUUGGCAGGAGUUGUCUGCAGCCUGGCCUCCGGAUCUUUGUAUGGCCCUCCUGAUUCCUGCAAAGGGCGAUGUAAUGAGAAAUACAACCCAAGAGAUGUUUGCCACUGUAAUGGUAAAUGUGAAAAAUACCAGAACUGUUGUGAAGACUAUCGCAUUCAUUGCAGACAAACGAAUACAGAUGGCAAAGAAACAGGCACAGCAUCUGAUGGGGGAUUCUCCAGUAGUGAUGAUGCCAUCGCCAAUGAAGAACUGCAACAAGCAUCUGAGAAGCUUUACCAAAGCGACAGCAACAGAGCCGAGGAGUCUGACAUCAUCCUUAGCAAGCAACACUUCACUUCGAAGACUAAGGAGGAUAAGGACCAAUCUCCAGAACCACUCUUCAGCUAUGUCAAUCAAGAGAAGCUGUUCUCCAAGCCUACUUAUGCCAGUUUCAUUAAGCUGUUGGAUAAUUAUCAUAAAAAAGUAGGGACGGGGGAAGACUUCACUGGCGAGCAACUGAAGGAGCAGGAUAACUUCCUCAAGGAGGUCAUGAACACAGAAGUCAUGAAAGAGCUUUAUAGAUUCCUUCAUAACAAAAACCGUUAUGACACAGAAACAGAGUUUGUUGCUGACCUUAAGAAGAUGUGGUUUGGCCUUUAUUCCAGGGGCAAUGAUGACGGUGACUCCAGUGGCUUUGAGCAUGUGUUUAUAGGAGAAGUCAAGAAAGGAAAAGUAUCUGGAUUCCACAACUGGAUUCGUUUUUAUCUGCUGGAGAAACAGGAAAUAAUUAACUAUUUCAGCUACAACUAUGACGGCCCGUGGACCUCAUACCCAGAUGUGUUGGGAAUGCAGUUCAAUUGGGAUGGAUUUUACAAAGAGGUUGGGACAGCCUUCAUUGGAAGCAGCCCUGAAUUCGAAUUUGGCCUCUAUUCACUGUGUUUCAUUGCAAGGCCUGGGAAAAUAUGUCGCCUGAAAAUUGGGGGCCACAACCUGGGGAUCCAGACAUAUACUUGGGAUAAAUCCACCUAUGACAAUGGCAAAAAGUACUUAGCCACAGCUUAUGUGGUGUCCCCGUGAGGUUCCAAGAUCUGGAGUGUGAAAACAUCCUGAAUGGCCAGAUGCAAUCCACAUGAGGCAAACUGUGUUCAUCCGGGAGCCACUGUACACUGGACCUAUUGUUUCAUCUUUCAGUUCUGAUUUUUGUUGUUGGUUUGUUUGCCUAAGUCAUGUGGAAUAUGUGACUGGAACUCCAUCUGGCAGCUAUGGCAGAGAGCGCCAUUCAUGCACUGAAUAAUUCCCUGGCAGAGGUGACUCCAAAAUUUGCUUAAAACACAAUCUAAUGUGAAUUCAGGAAAAAUACCUGGGGAAUUACAAUGGAAAGUGAAACAAUUUUAGUAAUAAUAAUAAUUUUUUUAAAAACUGGAAAAAAUACAAGGAGCUUCUGAACUUUCCUAGGCUCUCACUAACAUAAUAACAUAAGACAAUCUCUGCUGGACCAGACCAAAGGCCCAUCUAGUCCAGCAUCCUGUUUUCACAGUAGCCAACCAGGUGCCUCGGGGAAGGCCAGAAGCAGGGCCUGAGCCCUCUCCCCAUUUGUGAUCCCCAGCAAUAGGUAUUCACAGGCAUAGCACCUCCGACACUGUUGGGAGUACACACCCAUCCUGCCUAGUAGCCACUGAUAACCUUAUCCUUCCAUCUAAAGCAAAAUCUGAGGUAAAAUGGAGGUUUCAAUGUGGGCAAAGCCUGUAAGAAAUUUCACAGGCAGCCAAAAUUAGUUUGAGAAGACUAGCAUUUCUCAGUAAGGGUGGCUCCAGGGUUGAGAGAGUCCUGGCAAAAUGCCCGCUCCCCAAUCUCUUUUUGGGUCCUGGCAGGCUUACCUAGCUGUGGUGGCACCCCUUCAAGCAACACUAAGCAGCUUGGGAUGGCCAUGUGUCCUACUUUAAAAGCAGUCCUCUAUUUCUGAAGGGCUUGUCGGAAGAUAGUCAUCUGUUUGAAAGGGGGCUGUCUGGUCCAAGUGCAGUAGAUAAAGAACCCUAAGAAUGGAGAUCAGGGGCCUUGAAGUUGCCAAUCAACAGUUGCUAUCUGGACAGCGAACUGAGCAGGCAGGCGCACAGGUCUCCUGGUCACAGUCUUCUUCAUUAUGAUCAGAUGAACUGAUUUUUCUAUUUAAAUGUUAGUAAUUGUUUCUAAAUUUGAACCUCUAUGUAAAAA
Molecule: messenger RNA, 2284 nt
Organism: Rhineura floridana
Lineage: Eukaryota; Metazoa; Chordata; Lepidosauria; Squamata; Rhineuridae
Gene: ENDOU
Product: endonuclease, poly(U) specific
Exons: 9
Coding region: 71-1150 (359 amino acids)
Biological process (GO): immune response
Molecular function (GO): polysaccharide binding; scavenger receptor activity; RNA endonuclease activity
Source: RefSeq, a predicted model, not a curated record